ACAGUAUUUUUCGUCUUAGAUCUUAGGUAUUGCUCAGUUGCCAAGACGCUGCCACUUUGUUGUGCACUCGACAAUUUUCCAAAUUCGCACUUAAGGAGCAUUUCAAAAGGGAAAUAAGAUGUUGACGCAAUCAAUUCUAUCCGGCGUCCGUGUGCUGAGGACGGAGAUGCGUCGCAAUAUUGCCAUUGCUGCACCCGCUCUCAACAAGGCCUCCGAUCCCAUCCAGCAGCUGUUCCUGGACAAGGUUCGCGAAUAUAAGCAGAAGAGCGCCGGUGGCAAAAUGGUCGAUUCGAAUCCGGAAAUCGAGCGCGAGUUGAAGAACGAGCUGGAGCGGGUUGCCAAGCAAUAUGGCAGCGAUGGCAAAACCGAUAUGCUUAAAUUUCCCGAAUUUAAGUUUCCCGAUGUCAAAAUCGAUCCAAUUUCACAAGGCGCUAACUAGAUAACAUUUUCCUGUACACAUGAUGUCGUUAAAUUGUUUUAAGUUAUUUCCAAUCAGAAAGCUGCUUGCCUGAACUCGAAUCAACCAGGCGACUUUAAAACCACAACAAAUAAAUCUUAAAAACCGUAAUUGGUGUGAAA
Molecule: messenger RNA, 579 nt
Organism: Drosophila grimshawi
Lineage: Eukaryota; Metazoa; Arthropoda; Insecta; Diptera; Drosophilidae
Gene: ATPsynCF6
Product: ATP synthase-coupling factor 6, mitochondrial
Exons: 3
Coding region: 119-439 (106 amino acids)
Biological process (GO): proton motive force-driven ATP synthesis
Molecular function (GO): proton transmembrane transporter activity
Source: RefSeq, a predicted model, not a curated record